Mycena citricolor is the source of this 828-nucleotide messenger RNA. The record is from the annotation of a GenBank genome assembly. Lineage: Eukaryota; Fungi; Basidiomycota; Agaricomycetes; Agaricales; Mycenaceae.
CGUCUUUCAUGGAUCAUCCACCUCCGAGACAUCUCCCUCCAGCCCGCCCCAUUCAACUCUUAGAGCUUCCUCUUGCAGAUGUCGUCCUGCCUCAACCUGACUGGAACGAACUUUCGGUUGGAAUGCAGACAGUUGCUGCUGAAACAGCAAAGAUCCCCAACAUGAAUCCAACACAACAAAUCCUCGCCAUGAAUCAAAACAUGCUUCGACUUGUUGCGGGAUUCAAUCAACUUCAAGAGCAACUGGUCGGAGGGCAUAACACCAUGAUCGAACAUCAAGGGGCUGCGGUUGCACGUCUUGACACCCUCGCUGCAGGUCAAGACGCCACUGCUGCACGUCUCGACACCCUUGCUGCAGGUCAAGACACCACUGUUGCAUGUCUUGACGCUAUUGAUGCUCGUCUUAACGCCAUUAUUGUACGUCAAGAUAUCCUUGCUGCAGGUCAAGGUGUUGCUGUUGCACGUCUUGACAACGUAGUGCAGCGGCUUGACUUGGUCCCAAUGCGUGCCUACAAUGCAACUGCGGGACCAUAUGAACUUGUACAAUACCCCCCUGGCAUUGUGCAAACCCCAGCCAUGCCAACGACUGUGGAGCAAGCCUUGGGAGGAUUCACUGCGACCCAGUAUCUCCAUGCAAUCAAUGAUUUGAUUGCUGCAGGUGCACCUGGUUUGAUGCCAGUAAUAACCAAUGGCAGCUUGCAGGUGAAAAGACAGCAUUUCCUGAGCUACAUGGGUUUUGUUUAAUUGUUCAAUUGUAACUAUUCAAGUAGAAACGCAUCAAUGCGUUUAGUUAAUUGUACUGUACUUGCAUGAAAUAUCAAUAUUAAAG